Drosophila santomea is the source of this 1324-nucleotide messenger RNA. RefSeq lists its product as uncharacterized. Gene Ontology annotation, molecular function: protein binding. Bases 200 to 1324 code for a protein of 374 amino acids. The record is from RefSeq and is a predicted model, not a curated record. Lineage: Eukaryota; Metazoa; Arthropoda; Insecta; Diptera; Drosophilidae. The transcript is spliced from 6 exons.
GCAACCGGAGCCGCUGGCGACUGGCGGUGGAUCCAGUGGAGUUAGUGGAGCUAGUGGUGCCAGUGGUGUCAGUGGUGCCAGCACCUCGACGAAGACGCAGCGCCUGAACAAGGUCUCCUUCGCACCGCUGGACCUUCCGUUUCCCAGCGGAGCCACGUGAUACGCGAAUGCGAAUGCCAGCACCAGCUCCAGCUCCAGCAUGCCGCACCACAACAUCGUCUGCGAGUGGCUGCGCACCAUUGGACUGGCCCACUACGGCGACAGCUUCCUGGAGAACGGCUACGAUGAGCUGGAGAUCUGCAAGCAGAUUGGCGAGAUCGAUCUGGAUGCCAUCGGCGUUGAUAAUCCCUCGCAUCGCGGCAAACUGCUGAAGAGUGUGCGCAUGCUGCGGGAGAAGGGCGCCGCCAUUGUCUAUGUCCUGAUCAACGAUCCCAAGGCACUGAGCAGCAGCAACGAGAUCCUGGCCACCGACUGUGAUACGCCGGUGACCAUGAAGGAGCUGGAGGCGGUCAUGAAGCGCCACCUCGAGGCGGAUGGCAUACGACUCACCGCCCAUCCGUACUCCACGCCGGAGGGCAAACGAGGCUACCUGGAGGGCCUGGCCGCCCACUACAGCAAACAGAUCAACAUGCCCUACGACGACGUGCUGGACGCCAUCGAGCAGGUGCGCCUGUCCAAGUGGAAGGAGCGCCACGUGCGCAUCUCCACGGGGCACACGCUCUCCCGCCGGAUGGCCGGGCCCAGCUGCAGCGGAACGGGCCUGGUCAGCUCCUCGGUGAUGCCCACCAGCCACAGCCAGCCGCUCUAUGUGCCCGGCAAGUACUUGCCCUCCAGCUGCCUAUCGAAUCGCGAGGAGAACGAGAUCUACAGCUACACGCAGAAUGAUUUGGCCAAUCGCAUGGCCCGGAACGCCAUCGACUCCAAGUCGGCACUGAAUCUGAACGGGAUGCAGCACAGUUAUCCGGGAGCACGGACCAAUUUCUUUUACGACUUUUCGGCAACAGAGGGCCGGAACAAGCACAAGCAGCGGAGAACGGUCUUCCACAGGUUUUUGCAGGGCCUCCGGCAAAGUGGAGAUGAGCUGAACGCCACGGAGGGAAUGCAGUUGAAGACCAACGAACGCCUGAGAAACUGCAGCACGAUGAAGCGACCAGAGCCGCAUCAGGACUUUGAAAAGACCAUACAGAGACUAAAGACACAGAAGGCGGCCCAGAAGAAGCCAGCCAGUGCACCAAUGGAAAUGGCCAUACAUGACCGGAACAAGGAGGUGGCCCACACCCAUGUGAACGAGAUGCCGCUCAAUAAUUAUACGAAGCAUCCCUAG